Molecule: messenger RNA, 612 nt
Organism: Phytophthora infestans T30-4
Lineage: Eukaryota; Oomycota; Peronosporomycetes; Peronosporales; Peronosporaceae
Exons: 2
Coding region: 1-612 (203 amino acids)
Biological process (GO): (1->6)-beta-D-glucan biosynthetic process
Cellular component (GO): plasma membrane; endoplasmic reticulum membrane
Molecular function (GO): glucosidase activity
Source: RefSeq, a predicted model, not a curated record
AUGAGUGUCGAGUUCAACACGCUCAAUCGCAGCUUCCGACCGGGCGACGACCACAUCUGGACAUCUCUUGAAAAGCCCGACGGUGUCAACGGAGCCAUGGAGCUGUACUCACAUAACAUGACGUCUACAAUGUGCGACGACGACGGAACGUGCUUCUUCUACAUCAAGGCUGUAGACGAAGUGAACGUCAUUCAUGUGUACAACAUGUACACGCACCCUCCCGGAUAUGUGGAUGCCUACUUUUUCUAUCGAGCGGCGAUGGUCCAGUCCUGGAAUAAGUUCUGCUUUCAAGGUGGCAUGUUGGAUGUGCGCGCUCAGCUUCCUGGGGCUGUAACUGAAGCGUCUGGAAACCCGGACCUGGCGUUAGGGAAAAACGGCAAGGUCAAGACGACCAAGUACUACCCGACGUGGCCUGGAAUCUGGAUGAUGGGGAAUCUUGGUCGAGCCAUCUUUUCAGCAUCGACAAACCGAAUGUGGCCGUUCUCCUACGAUCGAUGUGAGCUGGACGUGUUUGACCCGGCCAACCAGCGCAUCAGUGCAUAUCGAUCUGCUCGAAGGAGGUGGUCUCGCUGUGUCGUCGUCACUGCAGAUUGCCCCCGGAAUGCCGGAUGA